Molecule: messenger RNA, 462 nt
Organism: Diatraea saccharalis (sugarcane borer)
Lineage: Eukaryota; Metazoa; Arthropoda; Insecta; Lepidoptera; Crambidae
Source: the annotation of a GenBank genome assembly
AUGCCCAGCAGUAAGGUGAUUGAUCCAAGGCACAGUUACGCGGACGAGAAGUUCGAGAAACUUCAAGAGUAUUACAGUUUUAUGAACGGCCGCAUCAAGGAGCCCCAUAACCCGACAGAACGUCGUGAAAUAUUAGAAAAUGCAGAGAAAAAGUUGUUCGCAUUCAUAGACACGCACAUAAAGGAUCUGAAACGAUUGCUGUUCGCUACCGACAUGGCGCUUAUGUCUAUGGUAUUGCUUAAGCUGAACAAGAAGAUGGACACUUCCGAAGCCAAGAUACGUUCCACACAAGCUAAAAUACCUUUCGGCCUUUACAGCAGUCCAGAAUUCAAAUGUUUGGGAACGUCGUACUACAUAGCAUCCGCUCACAACCAGGAAGAUGCACAGAUGAUACUCUCCAGUGAGAGGAAACCACAUUGUUAUACUUUCAGGGGUACGUGGAAUAGAAAAAAGCAUUAUUAA